AUGUUUCGUCAGGCGCUUAUUUCUCUGGCGAGGGUGUACGGUGCGGCGCCAGUAGGCGGGGCCGGGCAGCAGCAGCCGGCUCGUCAUCGACUGCUGCACGGAAAACGCGAGCGCCAGGGGAGCCUUUUCGCCAUCGCCAACGACGUCAAGUACGAUGAAAAGCGUCUGCGCCAGCAACUCAAUGCCAUUCUGGAGGAGGAACGCCUCCCACUGCGCACGCGGCUGCAGCGCAACGCGGCCCAUGGAGGCGAGGCGUUGCCGCAGCGCCCCCUUGUCGACCUUCCAGGGGUGGAGCGACGCCGUGACUUGCCCGCCGAUCCACUCACGAGAAUUUUCUUUCAACACAAAGGCGAUCAUGCACUCUACUAUGGCACCUACGACAACCCUAGUCUCCAGGACGACGACCGCAUUCAAAUAGAAAAGCGUGAGCCGCGUAAGUGGACGUACAAUGUGUUUACUCCAGUCUAUGAUUUUUGUCACCGUAUCCGCGAGGCGACAGAGCAGCGGAAGCGCUUUGUCAUUGUGCCCUCUACGCUGGAGACCCGUGGUUGUGCCCGGGUGAUGCACGGCCAUGGGCUUGUAGCUGGGUUCCGUGAUUUUCAUAACGACCGCGCCUUUGCUGUGGAACUGAAAUACUUUCAGGGCGACUCUACAAUCAACGUUAUUGAGCCCUGCGCAUACGACGGCAAAACCGAGUUUGAGUGGAGCCCCAAAAUGAUGCGGCGGCUGCUCAACUCGCACGGCAUUCACAAUCGCCUGGUGGUGUACAUCUGCCGGACCGCAGACAAUCGCGUUAUUGACCACAUACAGGCGGUAAAGGAGAACAUUGGCGGACGCGGACUGAUGAUGGUGCACUAG
Molecule: messenger RNA, 858 nt
Organism: Trypanosoma conorhini
Lineage: Eukaryota; Euglenozoa; Kinetoplastea; Trypanosomatida; Trypanosomatidae
Product: 30S ribosomal protein S8
Exons: 1
Coding region: 1-858 (285 amino acids)
Biological process (GO): translation
Cellular component (GO): ribosome
Molecular function (GO): structural constituent of ribosome
Source: RefSeq, a predicted model, not a curated record